This is a messenger RNA of Dalotia coriaria, 580 nucleotides long. It is a transcript of the gene ND-B14, whose product is annotated as NADH dehydrogenase (ubiquinone) B14 subunit. Bases 104 to 475 code for a protein of 123 amino acids. The transcript has 3 exons. NCBI's taxonomy places the organism in Eukaryota, Metazoa, Arthropoda, Insecta, Coleoptera, Staphylinidae. The record is from RefSeq and is a predicted model, not a curated record. Gene Ontology annotation, biological process: response to oxidative stress.
GCUACCACUAUUGUCAAAAUUUCUGUCAUUGCAGCUUGGUAGAACGAAAAUAAUUGCCAACUUACAGCCAAUUGACGGCUGAAAAUCGCAUAAUAACAUAAAAAUGAGUUCGCAGGCUGCCCGAACUGCAGUGCGAGAGGUUCGCCCUUUAUUGUCUUUGGACCGUGAAGAGGCUAGAAGACGCGCCCGCAAUUUGUACAGGGCUUGGUACAAGCAACUUCCUCAUGUUGUGAGACAAUACGAUAUCCCAAAAUCGGUGGAGCAAUGCAAAGCGAAACUUCGCGAAGAGUUCAUGAAGCACAAGGAUUGUGAAGAUGUUAGAGUUAUUGACAUGCUUGUUAUUAAGGGUCAAAUGGAGUUGAAAGAAACGGUAAACAUUUGGAAACAGAAAGGGCAUAUAAUGAAUUACUUCAAGGAAACAUGGGAACCCAAACCCACAGAUUUUCUAUCCAAGUUUUUGCAAGGAACACCUUAAUUUAUGCAACCAUCUGCAAAAUUAGUAUGAAGAAAUGAAAUAAUUAUGUUGUACAUAUGGUAGGAGAUUUAAAAUAAAUAAAAUUACAAACAAUACCAAAUAUAA